AUGUUUUGGCGCUUUGGCGUGGCACCUGUCUCUUCGCUCUCCAAAUUGCUUGAGAAGCAAGACGUGAGCUUGGAGGAGGUUCUAGAUGAUGCUGAUAUCUUGCAGGAAUGCAAGUCAAAUAAUCAAAAAUUGAUUGAGUACCUGCAGCAACCCAGUGUACUCUCACGCUUACUGGAUUAUGUCGUUGGUGCUGUUGAAGUCGUCGAUGUAUCAGGAAGCGAAGCUGAAGAGAAUGUUGGAUUCAAAUAUCCUUUUAUUGCAUCUGAAAUCUUAAGCAGUGAGAUCCCAGAAGUGUCGGCCCUUUUGUUUGAAAACUCGAACAAAUAUUUGGAGCCAUUCUGGUACCAGUUUCUGAGUAUGGCAGCAGAUGCUCCGCAACGGCCAAUUCCGCAUCAUGAGCAUCCUCUUACCAAGGCUGCUUAUGGUCCGAAAGCUGCGCCAGAUGGUGAAAAUGAAGAGCCAUCGGAAGAGCAACAAAGUUACUCUGCGCGAACACAUGGUCCUGGUUUUACUGUUUUAGCUGGAUACUGGACAAAGGUUAAUACAGCUCUUCUUGACCAUCACCCUCAAGAGAUGCUUGCCUUCAUCAAGACCAUGCCCAGUGUAGUAGAGGGUUUUGCGGCUCAUUUUGAGACGCCUGCUGUUGUGGACCUAUUGUUCCGUCUUAUCCAGUGCGAAGAUUCUGUCCCCGAUUCGAACAUCGUUUCAUGGCUAUCGGAACGCGACCUCGUUUCUCAUGUCGUUUCGUUGCUUUCCCCUCAUGCUUCGACGGAUAUGCACAAGGCAGCUUCUGAGUUUUUGAAGACGAUUAUUUCUCUCUCGGCCCCGUCUCCAUCUUCUUUGAAUCAAGUACCCGUUCAUGACACGUUCGGUGGCCCUGGUGAGAUGCUCUUGGGUGCAGGAGGUGUCAACAACAUUCUUGUUCGUGAACUUGCGUCAGAAGAGAAUGUGAAUAAAAUGGUAAGCUUCAUGUUGGAUUAUGAGCCCUGGAAACGCCGUCAAAGUGUUGUUCGCGAUGAAGCCAAGAAACCUUUUAGCGGCAUCCUUGAUGCGUCGCUACAAACACUACCCGAAGACUCUGCUGUUGAGGAAGAAGAGGAGGAGGAGGACGUCUCGAUAAUCCACCAAACUAUGAAAGAUCGUCAGAAUCGGCACCUCUCUAUGUCGCGGCGUCUUUCUGCCGCUGGUACUAGCGUCCGAGACUCCACUGCCACAGUUCGGCCUUCGAUGGUCCGCCGUCAAAGCUCAACACAACGAGGCCUAUCGCAAGAAUCCAUCACCUCUUCCUUCGUCAAUUGCGCUGGUGUAUUCAUUGAACUUAUCCGCAAAAAUAACAGCGAUUACUUUGAGCAGCACUUGUUCCAUACCAUCCGCAACUAUCUCGUAUUUCGCCAGCAAGAAAUUGCAAACCAACACCAGCAAGAAAAAGCGUCCCAAAAGCAAUCCGAGCCUGCUGCUGCCGACAAACCAGAGCUAUCUCUGGAUGACCUGCCUAUUGAUGGGGAUGCUGACGCAGAAGGCUUGGAAGAAGCCAUGAAGGAGGUAUCAGAGAAAAUGGGUAUUGUUCACCUAGGUCCUUUACUUCAAAUACUCGCCGAAAAGAUACCCGAUCUACAGGAGAAAAUGCGACGUCCUCCGCAAGACACUUCUAUGGUGGAAACGACUCUAGGUAAAAUUGAGCCAUUGACUCAAACCCGCUACUGUAUCGCUGAGCUCUACGCUGAACUUUUGCAUUGCUCCAACAUGGCCCUUUUGAAUCGAGCCAAGAAUGUGGGCCCUCGGUACUCGCCUUCAGGAUCUCUGAUGGGCGGACUUGUGGGCCUACAGGCGCUGUCCUCUACUCUUCAGGGCGAGGAUGCUAUUAUGCCUCCGGAUAACGAAGCGAUGGCCAGUGAAGAGUGGUCGCCCGACAAAGAUGAACACGAGGACAACGUGGAACCUCCGUCGGGUGCUCCUUCUGGGGAACCCAAUGCAGCUGCUGCGCUGCCUGCCAAGGAGUCAGAGGCUGACUUGUCCGAAUCCUCUGAAUCUGAACAAGAUGAUGCUGCCAGUAUUGCCUCUGUUCUCUCUAGUAUGUCCUUGGCCGACUUGACCUCGCAAUUGAGUCAUCGAUCAAGCGUUGCCGAGGAGAGUGAUUAUCGAAUUCGAGGAAACUACCUGAAGAAGCAGUUUUUGACGUACGAGGUGAUUCCUACGCUUGUGGAAUUGUUUUUGGAAUUCCCUUGGAACAAUUUCUUGCAUAAUGUUGUGUACGACAUUAUUCAACAGCUCUUUAAUGGAGACGUGGACAGCCCCAUUAACCGGAAAUUAAUUAUCUCUACAUUCAAUGAUGCCUGCCUCGUGGAAGCCAUUCUCGAAGGUGUACGGCGUAAUCGCCAGUCGACGUCACAGCUCCGACACAUUCGCCUUGGCUAUAUGGGUCACCUGAAUUUGAUUGCCGAGGAAAUCAUCAAGCUGUUGGAGCGGUAUCCCAUGGAGGUUGGCAGUGCUGUCAACGAACAUUUCUCACCCGAUUGGGAGAGGUUUUUGAAUGAAGAGCUCAGCGAAUCUCGAGCCAAAGAAUCCAUGCCAUUAGCUGGUGGCCGCCCCUCUGGCAAUGGUUUAGGUAUGCAAAACUGGUCAAAUCUGGAGUCUGAUGAAUGGUAUUCUGAGAAUGAUAGCAACCACACUUUUGCGCAAUACCUUUCAGCCCAAAUGCGUACAGAUGGUGGCGAUGAUGAAUCCAGCACGAACGUCUUAGCAUAUAUGAAUGAUGCUGACCCUCUGCUUGGCCGCGGUGGAUCAGGUGAUGAUGAAUGGGGGCCUUUUGCAGACUCGUCACAGUCAGCCUUUGAGUUUACAUCUACUGCUUCUGUGACGACAAAUACUAAAACGUAUCAGGAAAACCUCACACCUGCAGACUGGGCAGCUGAAUUCCGGAGAGGCGGUGCUACUACUUUGUCGGACAUGCCUGAUGAUUCUAACGUCGACAAUGACUCGGAUUCUGAUGAGGCUAACAGUGUCCAAGGGCGCGAUGACUAUUCAGCAUCGAGCACGGACUCUGAAGAUAACUACGGAGAUGAUUCGCCCUACGUGGAUCUGCAUAAACCUGCAUCGCUUCGCCAGCGCACUCAAAACAUCGAACGCAUGCAGCCCGAUCGUCUUCCUGAGCCCAAUGAACAAAGUACGGAAGAUUGGCCUGCAGCGCAUGCAGCACGCCAUGUCCGCACGUUAUCAUCAGGUGGCGAAGAUCGAGCGGCUACGCUUGCAGCAGCUCAAUUACCUGAAGACGUCGAACCGACAGCAGAAGGUCUUCUCCGACGUACUUUGGCCGAUGGCACCACAGUCACUGUGCCAUUGGAUGAUGCAGAGUUGUCUCAAACACAAUCGGCGAUUGUGGACGACAGUUAA
Messenger RNA from Malassezia pachydermatis, 3390 nucleotides. RefSeq lists its product as hypothetical. The transcript has 3 exons. NCBI's taxonomy places the organism in Eukaryota, Fungi, Basidiomycota, Malasseziomycetes, Malasseziales, Malasseziaceae. The record is from RefSeq and is a predicted model, not a curated record. Bases 1 to 3390 code for a protein of 1129 amino acids. Gene Ontology annotation, molecular function: protein phosphatase regulator activity; protein phosphatase binding. Gene Ontology annotation, cellular component: nucleus; cytosol.